This is a messenger RNA of Gambusia affinis (western mosquitofish), 1486 nucleotides long. RefSeq names its product RUS family member 1 (gene rusf1). Lineage: Eukaryota; Metazoa; Chordata; Actinopteri; Cyprinodontiformes; Poeciliidae. The record is from RefSeq and is a predicted model, not a curated record. The transcript is spliced from 14 exons. Bases 166 to 1449 code for a protein of 427 amino acids.
GCCCGGAUGUAAACACGGAAGUACCGUGAAGAAACCAAAAGACACGUCGACAGUGAACCAAAACACUCCUCGUUUAUCUAAAAUCAUAUUAAAUGUUAUGUAUUCUGAUCUUUGAUAUAUUUUAGUAUAUUUAUACUUCACAUUGGUGUCUCCAAUACACCAACAAUGGAUAAAAGCGGAAGUUUGAUGUUAGCUACCGAGAGAUACGGCAGCGGGCAGGUUUGGAAAUAUUCAGUAAGUGAUGGAGUGAUGAAGAGGACGAGGGCUGGGAGUGAAGCUGGGUCAAGAGGGAACUCAGUUGUUGGAUUCUUUAAAAGCGUCUUCCUGCCUCAAGGAUACCCAGAAAGUGUCAGCAGUGAUUAUCUUCAGUACCAGUUCUGGGAUACUCUUCAGGCUUUCUCCAGUUCUCUGUCGGGGACUUUGGCCACUCAGGCUUCCCUCAAAGGUGUUGGUGUUGGAAACCAGGAGGCGACUGUAGCUGCAGCCACAGUUACCUGGUUAUUAAGAGAUGGUACUGGCAUGUUGGGAAGAAUCCUCUUUGCCUGGAGGAAAGGGAGUAAGCUGGACUCGGAGGCUAAAAAGUGGAGGCUUUUUGCUGAUGUUCUCAACGACAUUGCAAUGUUCAUGGAAAUCUUGGCUCCUCACUUUCCUGCCUGCUUCACUUUGAUAGUUUGCACUGCAGGAAUAUUCAAGUCUAUUGUUGGCGUCGCCGGAGGAGCAACCAGAGCUGCACUCACUGUUCAUCAGGCGCGCAGGGACAACAUGGCGGAUAUCUCUGCCAAAGAUGGCAGUCAGGAAACUUUGGUUAAUCUUGCUGGUUUGCUGGUCAGCCUGUUACUGAUUCCUCUUGUCACUGAUAAUCCAGUCCUGACCCUCAGCCUCUUCUUCCUCUUUACUGUCCUUCACCUCUUUGCCAACUACAAAGCUGUGCGUUCGGUUGUCAUGGAAACCUUCAAUGAGGCACGGCUUUCCAUCGUGAUGCAGCAGUACCUGAAGGACGGACGAAUCCUGAGUCCAUCUGAGGCCAAUCAGAGAGAACCCGUUUUCCUACAGUUUGGAAAAACCACACCAAUUAAACUUGGCGUGAGGUUACAGGACGUUGCUCAAAGCUCAGAGGAACUGAAUUUGGCUUUAAAGGAAAACAACAUGCCGUUCCUGUUGGGAAUCAGAAACGGCUGCAUUUGUGUUUGUUUGGGAACAGAUGCAUCAGUUCGUGAUGAAAUCAGAGCAAUGUGCCAGGCUGCUUGUGUCAGCAACAUACUAAGUUGCCCAACCGCUUUGAAACCAACGCGGCAAAAUUUGUGGGAAAUUGUGCACGAGAGUCAGAAGCAGAUGGAGGCACAUUUCUCUCCGUUCCUCAAAGGUGUUAAAGCUGCAGGAUGGGACACAGAAAGGACUUUGCUGGACUGGGAUGAGUGGCGAGUGGAGUGGAAAAUAAAAAACAGCUGAGCUGCUUUUUUGGUUUAUUAAACAUCUGAAUUUUUAA